This is a messenger RNA of Kwoniella botswanensis, 1125 nucleotides long. RefSeq lists its product as uncharacterized. The coding region runs from base 1 to 1125 and encodes 374 amino acids. Gene Ontology annotation, biological process: mitochondrial respiratory chain complex III assembly. The transcript has 2 exons. NCBI's taxonomy places the organism in Eukaryota, Fungi, Basidiomycota, Tremellomycetes, Tremellales, Cryptococcaceae. The record is from RefSeq and is a predicted model, not a curated record. Gene Ontology annotation, cellular component: mitochondrion.
AUGAGACCAUCAACCUCGAUCCUCCCAUUACUUUCCUCCCGUACUGCCCUCCCCCACUCUAUCUUAUCCGUACGACUCCUAUCUACCUCUCUUCCCCGACUUCAAUCUCAAUCUCCCCUUCCCAACUCUAUAAGCGGCAGCCCAAAUUCACCUGCUACCGAACCUACUCGACCGCCCUCAAAGCACAUAGCCAACCCGAAAUUCCUUACUGAUCGACCAGUGAAAAUUACCCACAAGCCUGUCUUCCCUGCUCCGCAUAACCCUUUCGCUCCUACGCCCGCACCCAAGACGUACAAUGAUAUCACCCUGAGGAUACUCAGAAGGGUCAAUAGGUUAUUGGGGUAUAAUAGAAGACGAAGGACGACGGCGAGGGAGACGGGAAGAAUGAUGAAAGGAAUUGUGGAAGCUGUAGAAUACGAUAAAGAUUUCUGGUAUGGAGAAUGCGAUCUGCCUCGUACAUUCCAUACGUUCUUUACGAUCCAUUACCUCUACGUCCUCCUGACCCUCGUUCGACUCCGUGCUUUACCAAACUACAUACCCAACCCUUUAUCUCCCUUACCUCAAUCUGCCUAUCCAGGCUUACCAGGAUCGACCACCCCGGUUCAAAGACCGAGUAUAAUCGAUACGUUGGAUAACGCAGGAUGUUAUUUCAGUAGAGUGAAGCAACAUGAUUAUCGAUAUCAACAAGUCCUCUUGACUCAUUUCUUCGAUAUUGUCGAAAAUGAAAUCCGUCUGAUGUUAGGUGUGGAAAUCACCCGUGAAGGUGAAACAAUGAAGAGAUUAAGAGAAUAUCAGGAAAGAGGUAAUUUCGCUAGAAUGUCUUUAGACUACGUUUUAGGAUUGACAAAAUCGGAAGAUCCGAAAGAUAGGGAAAUUGCUGAUGGAGAAUUGGCAAGUUUCAUCUGGAGGUUCAUCUUUGCUAGAAGAGGGACGGGUAAAGGUCUCGAAGGUGAAUUGACAUAUCCCGAAGGAGAGGGUAUGAAGAAGGGUAAAGAGUUGGAGAUGGCCGAACAAAUUGAGACGAUAGUGAAGUUUGUAAGAAGGGAAUUGAAUAGGUUGGAUAGUAUCUCGGAUAGAGAUGUUAUUGCUGGGAAUGUGGGGAUGUUCGGCGGUGUAAGACAGUAG